Mirounga angustirostris (Northern elephant seal) is the source of this 8375-nucleotide messenger RNA. RefSeq names its product basic helix-loop-helix ARNT like 2 (gene BMAL2). Gene Ontology annotation, cellular component: nucleus; aryl hydrocarbon receptor complex; cytoplasm. NCBI's taxonomy places the organism in Eukaryota, Metazoa, Chordata, Mammalia, Carnivora, Phocidae. Gene Ontology annotation, biological process: regulation of transcription by RNA polymerase II. The coding region runs from base 2714 to 4255 and encodes 513 amino acids. The record is from RefSeq and is a predicted model, not a curated record. The transcript is spliced from 14 exons. Gene Ontology annotation, molecular function: DNA-binding transcription factor activity, RNA polymerase II-specific; protein dimerization activity; RNA polymerase II cis-regulatory region sequence-specific DNA binding.
AUUGAUAGAUGGUGGGUGGAAAAGGUUGCACCUGCAAACCUUUAGCCAAAGUAAGAGGUGACGUCAAGAUAGAAUUGAUUCAUGAAUAUUAGGUUUUUCUCAUUCGGUACCUGUUACCUUUUCUAUCUACUUGAAUAACAUAAUGUGCCUUUAAAUUUUUCUUAGAGGGACUGUUUAUUAAAAUAUUUCCUUUAAGCACUAGAUCAAAGCUGAUUCAUGCCAUAAACAAAUCAAAAUUACUUCCGAGGAGCAUCUGAUUGUUAGGAAUUCAUCCUCAUAAAUUCUUUGUCAAUUGUUUCAGCAUAUUCUCAACGUCAACAAAAAUUUUUCUACAUCUGGCAACAUGGCCAGAUCUCAGUUUUGCUUUUUCUUCAUUUAUUCUGGUUUUUGAUAUGAUUUACAAAACACUGACAGGGGUCAAAGUGGCAGUAACAGUACGCAGAAUUAAGAGCCAGGCCCUGCUGCUAAAUUAUCAAGCAUGGAACCAGCCUCUGGUAAAUAGGGCCUUCUCAAAUACAGUCUUCCGGAAUUCUUUUCAGGUGCAUCUCCUUCAAGUAAAGUGCCUUAUUCAAAAAUCUAACUAUUUUGCCUUCCUCUGGGUUUCCUAGCUCCUACCAUCAUCAUUCAUUGUUCUCCACAGGGCCUUGCUCCCACCUGUACUCACCUGUCUCUAACACCCUACCUCUGAGACAGAACACCCCAUCUGCUAUGCAUUCCUGGAAACAGGCAUCUCUGCCCAUUGCUCGUGUCUGUUGCUAGUGUGUAAUACUGGUAGAAACAAGAGGUGAUAACUCUAGCAAGAUGAUAACUAUAACAUUCUUCUAAUCAUAAAAUUUUAAUCUAAAAAUUACUCCUGAAUGGACCAAAGCAUGAGUAUAUAACUAAAUUUUAUGUGAAUGUACAUAUAAUUUAAAUUCCAUCCAGUUCAUCAAAAGUACAUAUUUUGUUCCAGGAGUGACAUGACCCAAGGGUGAAUGGUUGUGGGGACGCGGGGGACGGGGAAUAUUAUCUCCAUUGGUUUUCAUUAGUGUUCUCCCCUCCCCCACUCUUUUAUGUGGAAAAAUUACAUUUUCUUUCAUCUAAUUUAAAGUUGCCAUAAAGACAGGUCAGAGCAAAUGUCCUCCUUUCCCAUCAGACUGUCUUUUUUAAACUCUUCUUCUGUGGAAAUUCUGGAGGUGCCAUGAUCUGAGUGUUGUAGGAGAAACAGACAGAUGUUUACAGUUAAGUGUGAAGAGUAAAAGAGCCUAACUCAAAUGUAAGGUACAAAUAUAAGAUAUACAUUUUCCCCCUACAUUUUACCAUCUAUGAAAAAGGUCUUAUCAAUGGCCUCUUCCUGUUAAUUGGCAACGUUUUUCUUUCCUUGUGACGUAUUAAACAAUACUGAAUUUUCAACAGAUGGUGACUUAGGUCUGGUGACAUGGUCACAGUGUAAAAGAUAAUGAGGCAACUGAGAGAGGAAGGGGAUUCUUCAGGUAGUAGUCACAGAUGGUUUCCAGGAAGAAUAACUGAGCUGGGUUUUGAAGAAGGAGGAGGAUUUUUCCAAUAUAGAAGGGAAGGACAUUCUAAGCUUAGCAAAGAGCAAGUCAGAGGAGAUGUGAGGUGACUUGGCAUGUGUGAGGACCAGCAAGUCGUUUGGCAUUGCUGCGGAGUAAUGUGGAGCUGUAGGGAAUGCACGGAGAGAGGAAACUGGAAAUGAGGGCACAAACCAGGUCAUGGAGAACCUUGGGGUGUCAUGUGGGAGUUUGGCCCUUCCUCUUAGGCAGUGAAAAUACAUGUUAGCAGUUUGAUGCAAUGGAAUUAGAUGACUUUGUUUGUUUUAGAGUGAUAAUUCUGGAAGUCGGGGUUUAUAUAGACUGGAAGAGGAAGAUGCUGGGAGUAUAGCAAGUUAAAAGGCUUUUGGGGGUAGUGCAAUGAGCUGUCACCUAAGGAAUCAAGAUGGUGACAGUGGGGAGGAAGACAAGACCUAUAUAAGAACCAUUUAAGAACUAGAACCUAUAGGAGUUUGUGAUUAUUUGGCUCUUCAGGGUGACGAAGGAAGGGUCUAGAAUGAGCCUAGUGAUAUCAGCAAGAUAUCACCAAGAUAAACUCUACAGGGGUAAAUCAGGGGUAAUGGAGGAAGGAGGAAUAAAAUGGAGUAAAUUGCAAUUCGGUGUGAGCUUACUUGAGGUUUAAAGUACUUGUGAAUCAUUUAGGUGUGUAGUUCAAGUUCUGAAGGUCAGGAAUGGGGUGAAGUAUGAAUGAGAUAGAGAUUUAAUAGUAAGUAGCUUAUGAACAGCUGUAAAGCCUUUGAGAGAUGGUGCUAUCUCAGGGUGAAGCUAUAGGGUGAGGAAAGAGUAGAGCCAAGUGGGGAAUCUUGGGGACACUGCUAUUUAAGGACAGAGGAAGAGCUGAUAAAGAUACUAAGGGGACUGAGCAGAGCAGGGAGGACGGAGGAACAGGAGAUGGUCACAGGAGCCAACGGAAGAAUGAGGAAUGUCGGUACCAUUAAAUUCAAGGCAGGGAUCAGCAAGGAGUUGCAUAAAAUAAGGAUGACCUCUGCUAAAAAGAGUGUCAGUGGGGCAGGGUUUGUGGAAGGUUGAUUUUAAUAGAUGGAAAGGUGCCUGCUUGAGAAGUGAGAAGAGUGGAGAUGGUGAUCUUCCAGGAAGCUGGCUGAGAACAGAAGACAGUAGCAAGAGAAGCUCAUAGCCAAACCGAAAAGCGGAGGAGAGAUAAAAUGAAUAACCUGAUUGAAGAACUAUCUGCAAUGAUCCCUCAGUGCAAUCCCAUGGCACGUAAACUGGAUAAACUUACAGUGUUAAGAAUGGCUGUCCAACACUUGAAAUCUUUAAAAGGUAUGACAAAUUCUUAUGCAGGAGAUAAUUAUAGACCUUCAUUUAUUCAGGAUAAUGAGCUCAGACAUUUAAUCCUUAAGACUGCAGAAGGCUUCCUAUUUGUGGUUGGAUGUGAGAGAGGAAGAAUUCUCUUCGUUUCUAAAUCAGUCUCCAAAAUACUUAAUUAUGAUCAGGCUAGCUUGACUGGACAAAGCUUAUUUGACUUCUUACAUCCAAAAGAUGUUGCCAAAGUAAAGGAGCAACUUUCUUCUUCUGAUAUUUCACCGAGAGAGAAGCUGAUCAAUGCCAAAACUGGUUUGCAAGUUCACAGGAAUUUCCACAGUGGAAGGACUCAUGUGUAUUCUGGCUCAAGGCGAUCCUUUUUCUGUCGGAUGAAGAGUUGUAAAAUCUCUGUCAAAGAAGAGCGUGAAUGCUUAUCCACCUCAAAGAAGAAAGAUCAUAGAAAAUUCUGUACUAUCCACUGCACUGGUUACUUGAGAAGCUGGCCUCCACAUGUUGUUGGAAUGGAAGAAGAAAGGGACAAUAAGAAAGACAGUAGUAAUUUUAACUGCCUUGUUGCCAUUGGAAGAUUACAUCCAUAUAUUGUCCCACAGAACAGUGGAGAGAUUAAAGUGAAACCAACUGAAUUUAUAACCCGGUUUGCAAUGAAUGGAAAAUUUGUCUAUGUGGACCAAAGGGCAACGGCAAUUUUAGGAUAUCUGCCUCAGGAACUUUUGGGAACUUCUUGUUAUGAAUAUUUUCAUCAAGAUGACCAUAGUAAUUUGACUGACAAGCACAAAGCAGUUCUACAGAGUAAAGAGAAAAUAUUUACAGAUUCAUACAAGUUCAGAAAGAAAGAUGGCUCUUUUGUAACUUUAAAAAGCCAGUGGUUUAGUUUCACAAAUCCUUGGACCAAAGAACUGGAGUAUAUUGUGUCUGUCAACACUUUAGUUUUGGGACAUAGUGAGAUGAGAGAAGUGUCAUUACUUCCUUGUAGCUCUCAAUCAUCAGAAGAAUCCUCUAAACAGUCUUGUAUUAGUGUGCCUGGAAUGUCUACAGGAAUAGUACUUGGUGCUGGGAGUAUUGGAACAGAUAUUGUAAAUGAAGUCCUGGAUUUACAAAGGUUACAGUCUUCUUCCUCCCUUGAUGACUCAAGUCCAACAGAUUUAAUGAAAGAUUCUCAUGCUAUCAACUGCAGGAAAACAUCAAAAAAGGAGUCGAUUCCACUAAAUCCUUCUGAACUAGGCAAGCCAGAGGCUACAAGGCAAAACCAGAGUGCUGUUCCUCCCCAUAGUCAUGAGCCACUUCUUGGCGAAGAUGCCCAGCUGGAUUUUGAUGCCCUGUAUGAUGACGACACAGCCAUGGCUGCCUUCAUGAAUUACUUUGAAGCAGAGGGGGGCCUGGGAGACCCUUGGGACUUCAGUGACAUACACUGGACACUCUAGCAUUUGAUUUUUAAUUCUUACAAGUUAGGAACGUGUUAAAGUAGUUCAUUGACAAAAAAAAAAAAAACUAUGAUCUUCUGUACUGUAUGGAUACUGUUUUGUCUUUUAUUCCUAUUAAUAGUCUACCAAUUGUUAUAGAUGUGCACCUUACUUCCACAGCAGUAGGGGGAAAUGUGAUGUUUCCCUUCACAAAGAAUGGCUCAGAGUUUCCUACAGACCCCUUUUCUCAGUGACAUGGCGUAAAACCCACUAGUUGCUAUCUUUUUGUUAAAAUAUUUCUCACCAAGAAUAUCACAUAUAUCUUGUUUUGGUUUUAUUUUCUGAUGCAGUUCUUGAGUGUGGGGAAUUUAAUAUGUUGACAUUUUCCUGUGUCUAAGAUUCAUUUAUAAUGGAUUUAUAAUAGUAGAUUUGUAGCAGUUGGAGGAUCUCUGUUUCUUGUACAUUUCCUUAAUUGAGGAUAGGGCUUACACACUUUAAGAAAACUCUGAGCACUUGAACAUUUAAAGAGAUGGUACAGUUGGUAGUCAUAAUUGCAGUGAAUCCUGUAUUCAGUCAUUGUAAACUUGGGCAAGUGUAAAGCCAGGAUAGUUAGUUUGGUCAAGCACUUGAGAUGGGCUUUAAGUGAGAGGAUUUAUUUAAAACUCAGGAAAAAAAAAUUUUUUAAGGGACUUUCGACUUGGCUUUACAGAAAAGGAAAGAUCUUGGGCCCUAGAUCUUGGUAAUUAUCCUUUGCAUGUAAGAAUUCUUGCUAAUAUAGCCAAUCAAGAUUUUCAUUACAUAUAAAACCAGUUGUUGGUACAGAAAAUGUGCUUAGUGAAAGAUUAGCCCUGGAGGAAAAAACAAGCGCAGGCAGGUUAAAUGUCUUGUGUAAGUCACAGUUAAAUUCAUAUUUUUAAAAUGUUUAAUGUGUAUAAAUCCGUUUCCUUAUACACAUUUGGGAAAGCAAUGGUCUCACUGGUUAAAUGAUUAAUUAACUGACCCAGGAACUAGUUGUGGCCUUUUAGAAUAGGCAAUUACAGUUACUGUUGCCUGUAACCAAAGGUAAUUAUACAAACGCUAAGUAUAGUUUUGAAACUGAGGCAAUAAGAAAGAAUUUAAAAACCAAUUUUCUAGCUAUGAUUACAAAUUUGGAGAUCAGUUUUUUAACUAAUAAUUGAGAAGUGGAUUAUACUGAGCACAAGAAGAAUAUUUAAAAUCGUAUACGUAUGUCGACCUUGUUGAAGGUCAUACUUUCAUAAUACCGUAUGUUUUCAUAGUUCUUUCUAGUUUACCAAGUGUGUUUUCAUCUAUUUUCUUUUGUGCCCCACAAAUGAAAGUACAAUAGGCUAGGAAGCUAAUGGGGAAGCCGGAGGCUCAGCUGUGGAGGAUCCAAUGCAGUUCUCUUCCUCUAUGUGGUGCUACACUCCAGCAGAUAUCUUUCCAAGCCUUGCCCCAAAACAAAGCAUUAUUUUGACCUUGCAUAUUUCUGUAGGCUGUACAUAAUAGGUUAGAACUUUUGUCAAACAGGUUAAUGGCAAACAUACCCACAGGCAAUAGUCCAAAAGCACACAUUCCCUUCAGGUGGGACUCCUGCAGAGUAGCUACAUGGGGAAGGAUGUAUUGGCACGUUGUCCUCCAGCCGAUACAGGGUUCCCGCGAUAUUGGAGGGUCAGCACCACUCCCAGUUCUGGGACUGAGGUACAUGCAGGUUUACAAUAAGCCAGAGAAACCCUACAAGAUGGGGGAGAUUGGUUUGCAGCAGGCUAAGCAUGAUACUUUUAAGUUUGAAGAAGCAGGAACGAUCAUAUCUGUUCUGUAAGUCCAAGGCGUACCAAUGUUAACAGUUUAGUGUCUAAACCAUUGUGGGUUGGGCUUGGCCUCCAGAGUUGACCUAAGCCAGGGGUGGCAAGAUGAGUCACUGUGGAUGGAUGGCCUUGAAAGGAGAGGGGCAAACCUUCCUGAUCCAAGGAUCUGGGAGGCACAGUUUCUAGAGGCCAUCGAUGCCACGCACAGAAGCAGUUUUUUCUCUUUGCAAGACGAAGGGUUAGUCAGUCCAUAGGCCGGUGGGCAGAUAGCCAAUUGAAGGCUUUGAUCCUUUAAUAACCCACUCGAGUAUUUUUCUGUAGAUCUUGUCUGGACCCAGAAUCCAAUCCAUGCAAUGUAGGUUAACUGUAGCUGUCCCAUGUUUAGUGUUUUCUCCAAAGUGUGUUGCAUUUAUGCUGAAUUGCUGUUAGGAGUGACAGAUAUUUUUAUGGCUUACCCUAUAUUACUUUUUCUCCUACCCAUUAAUUUCCUGCAUUUUGAUGAAAAGCAUCUACACAUUGAAUGAAAUCAUAAAAAUAUUCUAGUUCUGUCUUUUUUUUUUCUUUUUCCCUAAGUCUAAGAACUACUUACAAUAACAUAGUGGAGUAGGGAAGAACCUAGAAUCAGAAAGAGCCCGCUCGGCCUAAAUUUAGCUGUGUGACCUCAAGGAAGUCAUUUAAACACUCUGUAUGUGCCUCAGUUUCCUCAUCUGUCACAAGAGAACUUGAUCUCUCAGUUUACUUCCAGUUCUGAUUCUGUGAUUCUGAUCCACGGGACCUGAGCUUUAGGGUCAGACUCUAGAACUGUGUGGUCUCGUAUGAUAGCCACAGGCCACGUGUGGUUAUUGAGCACUUGAAAUGUAGCUCAUGCAAAUUGAGAUAGACUGUAAAUGUAAAAUGCAUACCAGAUUUCAUACAUUUAGUAUAAAAAGGGAGCAUAAGAUAUCACAUUAGCAGUUUUAUAAUGGGGCACCCGGCUGGCUCAGUCAGUGGAGCAUGCGACUCGAUCUCAGGGUCGUGAAUUCCAGCCCCAUGUUGGGCAUAGAACUUACUCAAAAAUAAAUAAAAAUUUAAAAAUAAAUAUAAAAACUAUCUUUUAAAAACAGUUUUAUAUUGAUCAUAUACUCAAGUAUUUUGGAUAUACUGAAUUAUAUAAAACAUUAACAUUUUACUUUUUACUUUUUUAAUGUGGCUACAAGGAAAUUGUAAAUUACCCAUGUGGCAUAUAUUAUAUUUCUAUUGGACAGUGCUGCUCUAAAACAUUUUAUUAAGUGGAUAUUACUGAAGUAGACCAAAGGUUAUACCAUAACUAUGAUAUUUACCUCUAAAUGCUAUGGUUUAAGGAACAAUUGUUUAUUGAUCCUUGAUUUAGUAUAAUCAAAUAACUGUGAACCUCUAUCCAUGUGUCAAAAUUUAAAACUUUUUUGAAACUAGUAAACCUGAAAAUGUUAUCCGUUCAUUUCAUUACAUGAUGAUAACCUGAAAUCAAGUAAAACUUGGGGUAUAUGGUGACACCCUAUUGCAGUCACUAAACCUGGAAAUCCAUUGAGAAAUAGACAGGAAAAUAGAGAAUGGAGGCUUUUGGUAAAUAAAUGGGAUUAGAAUAUUUCAUUACAGUGUCAUAGUGGGAAAACGCUAUAUUUAUUAGUCCUAUUCUUUGAGGAAUUUCUAUAGCAUCUGGGCAGAGUAAAUGAAAUAACCACUACCUAGUUAUUGGACCACGUUUAGGAGUGUCAUUUCAGAUCCUGCUCUAAAGAAGCCUCUACCACUCAGGUAAGUCAUUGUUUGGCUCUGAAAUUGGAAAUUCAGAUUUGCCAAGCGCAGUUAUGAGAAGAGCAGGGAAAAGAUCUAAAAUGAUCAGAAGCCAUCAAGGAAAACGGCCAAGUGGCCACUAGGUGUCACUUUUCCAUUUCUAGAGUGCUUUGUUUUCAUUAAUUUUUCCAAGUUGUACAGGGCCUAGGGGAGGCAUUUAUGACUUGUAUUUAGAUUAGGUCUGCCUCUCUGGUGUGGGUUAUUUUAUGAGAAAUGCUUUUUAAGAGAAGUCUGGGAAGAUGUUUCCCAUAUAAUAUAAGAACUUUGGUUUAAGAUGCUUUCCAGAUGUGGCUCCAGUAAAAGUUGACCAUAGAAAGAAAACUUGUCUAACCUGGAAUAUGCUUUCUGAAUUCACUUGAGAGUAUGUUGUAUGUGUGUCACUGCUCCUACAUUCCUGUGCUUAGCUCUGUUUUUUAUACAAUUUUUAGCUCUUUUCCAGUUUACUUGUUCUUGUCUGUAUAUUGGGAUUUUUUAAAUUUUUGUGGUAAGUAAUGAAAAGAGUGAAAUUAAACUAUAUUUUAUAAUAA